AUGCUUACCAUGGCGCUGUCCUCUCUCUAUCCCUCGGAGCACCGCACUCUGCGCGUGCUCGAGCUCGCCUGCCCCGACUCCGACGCAGACCUGCGCGAGAGCUGCGCUCACCUCGUAUCAAAACGUCGCAUGACGAUCGACGAAGCGAUCGAGUGUGUGAAGAGCGAAGCGUUGAAGGGUGGGAGCACCACUGGCACCGUGAUCACGACGACGACACCGUCGCUGGCAAGAGCUACAGCAAUGAGUGCAACGCGAAGCGCCGUGGCGGCGCCAGCCGCAGCUUCAGCAGUCUCCUCGUGCAGCCCGGCUAGGUCAUACCUACCACCGCCGCCCUGUCCGCAUCCGCGCGCUUGUGAGCGCGAGGGCAGCGACGCUGGCGCCGGCAACGUCGGGACGACUUAUUAUCAAGGGUCCCGCUCAGCGCGCACGCGGCCUUCGGCGGCCAAGGAAGGCACAACGACCGCGACACGCGCGGUGCCGGUCUCGGCGAGAUCAACGGCAGCACCACCGUUGGAAGCGGACCCGCCUCACGAAAAUUGCACACAGGCUCGCAGUACAACACGCCGACGGUACACACAGGGGGUAUCCGCUCUGACGGUGACGCCGCCUGUGGAAGAGACGAGCCCUCAAGCGCUAGUGAAAGGGCAAAACGGAGACUGGGUCUCGGAUGGUGCGGCUGAGGGUGUGACCGGGUCGGGAGCGGAUGCGUCACGCUCACAUAGCCGAGGGCGACUGGGCCAGAACGACGGUGAGCUGGGCGAUCUUCGCGACGUCUCCGCGCCGAUGGCCGAGGGGCAGCUCAAUGAAUCGAGCGCGCCACACAUGCUCGCACCAACGGCAGCGCGUAGAAGUCGUGAAUCGGCGGCGGCGGCGUUCACCACGAGAGCGCCAACUGGGUCGAAGCCAGGGCGAGAUGCGUACAGCGGUGGUGUGGCGACAGCUGCAGCUACUCCUCCGUCUACUGGGACUCUUCUUCAGAGACGGCCGCUGCCACCCUGCUCUUCGGCGGUACCCUCUUUACCCUACACAGGUUGCCGCGAGGGCGCAGCGGACGACAGCGCACCGCGCAAGGCGGCGGAACGGGGGGACGCAGAUGACGGAUACUGCGGCGCUGAGCCGCUGCUGUCGGAGCUGAAGCAGACCACGGCGGAGGAGCGCGCCACCUUCGAAUCACAGCAGGCUGACAUGAUGCACUACUGGUACCGCGACGAAACCUCCAUGUUUGACGACUGCCUCUCGCGCUACGGCCCCGGGCAGGUGUUGUUCUUCAUGACGAGCAUGACCGGGGAGCGCGCGGUGCGGGACCGUUGCCGGCUUAUGCAGAACUUGCUCUUCAUCAAGCUCAUCCCACACCACACCAUCGACAUCGCCGAUAGCGAAUUUUUCCACCGACGUGUGCGAAGACUGUACACGGGUGCAACCACGAAGCACAACAUGCCAGAGAUGCCGCUCCUUUUUGUGGACACGACGCUGAUCGGCGACUUCGUCACGGUGCAGGAGCUGGAGGACUGCGGUGAGCUCGACGCGAUGAUGAUUGAGGCAGGCUGCCGAGUGCUGCGCCGGCGUAUCGUCGAAGCGCACCAACAGCGGCGUGCUGGUCUCGCGGCCGUGCCUCUGCUGCUGCCCGUGAGCACGAGUUCUGCGGCAAAGAGCACAGAGUCAGGGACGCCCUCUUCAACUGCCCCUGUCGGUGCUUCGAGGCCCAGCGUAACGGUGGGCCGCUGCACUGUCAGCGAUGGAGGCCAAUUAUAG
This is a messenger RNA of Leishmania mexicana MHOM/GT/2001/U1103, 1752 nucleotides long. RefSeq lists its product as hypothetical. The coding region runs from base 1 to 1752 and encodes 583 amino acids. Lineage: Eukaryota; Euglenozoa; Kinetoplastea; Trypanosomatida; Trypanosomatidae. The transcript has a single exon. The record is from RefSeq and is a predicted model, not a curated record.